This is a messenger RNA of Ceraceosorus bombacis, 1568 nucleotides long. NCBI's taxonomy places the organism in Eukaryota, Fungi, Basidiomycota, Exobasidiomycetes, Ceraceosorales, Ceraceosoraceae. The record is from the annotation of a GenBank genome assembly.
AUGCCCAUCCUCAACGUCCACGCAGGAGCUCUUCCUUCCUUUUCCCUCCGACUCAAAUCCGACGAUUCCCUCUCCUCCAUCCGCACUCGUUCCGCAAGCAAGAUCCGUCUGCAGUUGGACGAUGGCAUUCCACUCGUUGUCAAGUAUGCAUGGAACGGUCAAACAUUCGCGCUAGAGGAUGGUGAGUUGGCCCAUGCUGUGCUGUGCUGUGUUGUGUUGUGUUGUGCGCUGGAGAUGGAUGGAGGGAUGUAUGCAGCGAGGAGAGCAUCCGCAGCUGACCCCCCCUCCCCCCACUUCUUCUCAUACACGCUUUCCACCGCCAGACGACGACUGGGACAUCUUCACCGAGCGUGUAGCCAACCAAAAAGAGGCGGAUCGUGAGCCAUGAUGCCGGUGCAAGGGGGAACGGCAAAGUGCGCCCUGAGUCUAUGCCCGCAACGCUGACUCUCUGCACGCACUCCGUCACAUUUGCGCGCCCAGUGUAUCUGGAAUCGCCAGAGAUUCCAUCGCGAGAGGAAGAGGAUGGGGCGUCGAUCGCAUCGGGUGCAGGUGCAGGUGCGGCUACCAAAGUGGCCAAUGUGCCCAUCGUCAAUGACAGCACGCUCGUAGCGCGCACUCCUGGCCGAGGUAAGAGCGCAGGAGGAGGAGGAGGAGCAUCAUCCGUCUCCAUCCAUCGCGUCUCUCCUCAUCAAGUCACCAGCGUGGAAGAAUUUACAGAUGCGGGCGGAAUUUCUGCAGGCGGAAGGGACAGCUUGUUGUACCCUGCAGCCAGAGAACCUGCUCCUUUACCAGGCUACUCCAAACCCGUCGUUCCCGAUUUCCCAGCCUUUGAUCCGUCGGCCAACGAUGCAGCUUCCGUGCGCUCGGGUCGGCAAGAGAGGCGAGGUGCAGCUCCUUCGCUAGCGCCGAGCGAAACGCCAUCGCACAAGAUCGCCUUUCAAGAGUUUCACAGCAAGUUGGGCGUCAGAUUGUUAAAGGGAAGUUUGGGACCGGUGCAGGAUGUGCCCAUGAUGCUCAAAUCGGGCUACAGGCACGUCUACGUAUCCAGAUCCUUUGCGCUCAAUCACGGAUUCAUUCCCAAGGACACUACGCCGGGAACCUAUGGUUUCAAUGGCAUCACCAACCUGGGCAAGUGGCCCGUCCAAGUCGGAUCCAAAGCUGUGGCUUGCACCGUCAUGCUCGCCGAGGACUCUUACUUUCCAGUCAUUCUGGGCAGAAGCUUUAUGGAAAAGAGGGGUGUCAGGACGGGUGAGUGGAGAGGCUUCGGAAGAAGGGGUGUCCCAAGCGGCGAUCGAUCGAUGUGGUCGCUUUGUCUGGCCAGACAAAGUGUUGCUUUCUUGGCGCGUUCAAUGUCGUGCGCGACUCAUUCUGCCUUGCUGACCUUUUUUGCCCCUCGCUAUCCUCUUUUCCACUCGCGUGGACGCCGCGGCGCCGCGCCGCGCGCCGCAAAUGCGCAAACAGACCCCAUCGAUAUGACUUCGGUCACUUUUAUGGACAAUGGAGAGCGAGCAGAUGUGGAAGUGGUGGUGGUUCGCGACGAAGCUGGAGAGCCUGUUCCCAUUCCCUGA